GAUUUCGUUUUCCAUAUUUAUCUUAAACACCAUAGUGAUUGAAUUCAAGCGAAAUUCAUUUCCAACAUUUUUCAUCAUCAUUAAAAGUCCUUAGUAACUAAAAAAAAUAAUGAAACUUUUCAUUGAAUAAAAAGAGAAACAAGAAAAAAAGGGAGAAAAGAAUAAAAAAAGAAAAAAACAUUUUCAUGAUGAUUUAUUUAACACGUUGGUCCAUGUUAUAUACAAGUCUAUACAUAUUAGUCUAUUUAAUUUAUCAAUCAAAAUUAAUAUGGACAUUAUCUAAUUCAUCUAUUUAUUCCUAUACAUAUACUACUUAUAUCCCAUCAGUAAUAUUCAAUAGUCAUGAAUUAGUAGUAAAUAAGAUUCAUCAUCAUCAUCAUCAUCAUCAUCAUCAUCCUAAACAAAUCCAGUUAAAUUGUCCAUUAAUUCAUGCCCAACAUGGUGAUUUAUUAAUGAUUUUUCAAUCAACUUUAUCUAUUCAUCAAGUGAUAUUAAAUGAGACCAAUUUAAAAGUUCAUUAUAUAUUGAAUAUUGAUCAUCGUGAUCAUAAUGAUUAUACUACUGAUUAUUGGUGUAAAUUACAUCGUACAAUGAAUAAUGAUUAUGUUAUCAUAUCAGAAAUUCAAUUAAUUCUUACAUCGAAUCUAAAUGCUAGUACUAAAGAACCAAUUCCAAAUGUUUCAACUGGAUGGAAUUUUAUGAAUGAUUAUGAAGAAACAAUACCAAUUGGUAAAUUAGCAUCGAUUGUUCAAUUAAAUGCUGAUAAUGAAUUACAAUUAACAAAUUUAUAUGAAAAUCCAAAUUCACGUGGUCGUUGUAUGAUAACAUUAGAUCAAAAAGUCACAUUAAGUUCACCAUAUUUUAAAUAUCAUGUCAUUGGAGAUAGUGUAUCACGUAAGUAAUGAAUAUUUCAUUGAAUACAUUUUCUAUAUUCAUCAUUAAAGUUUUCAUAAAUAUACAGUUUCUCAUUUCCGCAGCAAUUUGGAUAACUUUCUAGAUCUUCCGGUGAGACUCUAAUUUAAGGACGACCUUUCAACGAAUCUUAAACGAACUUGUGAAAUAUUAGCCAAUCAGCAAACAGUCAGUAUAGACUAAAAAUAUAUUAUACAAAACCAAGGAAAUAAAGUGGAUACACUUCUUAUACGUGGUUCAAAAGUUUGUCAAGGUUAGAAAGACGUUCAGAGGUUCUAAAAUUGUAAUACAGGCAGUAGAGAAAAUCAUCCAUACGGCUAAAGAAAAGUCGGCAUCCGGAGUCAUGAUAAAGUCUCAAAAACUCUUUCAGCCUCAAAUACAUAGUUUCAAUAUUGUUUGUGUGGACUCUUUUUGUUAGUCCAAAAAUGCUACUUGUGGAUAUCGACACGAUGCACAAUAACCAAGCCUAUGUAGGAGUGUGUACGCUCUCCAAACAUCCGUAUAUAUUGUAGUACCUGGCUGCAGUCAGUGUUACUGAUGCUUUUAUUAUCCAGUUCGCAAUAAUUGUCGUAAUUUGCCCUAGUUAAGAAUUAUAUAUGGGGUUUUUAUCACGAACUGACAUCAGCUAAAAUGCCAAAUGGUUGAAAGGCUUUCGCUUUAAAAUCCGAGAUCUAUUAUUUUUUACCUGAUUGAUUCGUUCACAAAUUAUAGUCCCGCCGUUUUAUUUGUUAAAGCCGCUCAGUUAAUACGUUUUGUACAAAAUUCCCUGUGAACCGAUCGUACGUUAUCAUUAAGCACUGAAGUUGGCUCCGUAACCUUGAAAUCUCUAAAACGCUUCCGAUUGGCUCGUCCAUAAAAUAGAGUCUCGUCGAUCUUCCACAUUGUAUUAGCAUUUUAUCAUCCUCGUGGCUUCCGAAGGAAUUUGGUUUCUACUAUAAGACAUCAUAAUUCUUCUAACUCUCAGGGCGGAGUUUAAAUGGUUUGAAUAAUCUUUUUCUGGUUAGCGUUUUGUUAGGGUCGCUAACCCUAUGUCUAAACCUCUUCCUUUAUCCGGGCUUGCGACCAUCAGUAGCCUUAGAAGGGCUCUAUACGGAGUUGGUUUAAUAAUAUACUCUCUCUUAAAUGUAAUUUAAUAUUCAUCCUAAAUGGGAGCAUUGUAUAUACAAUGAUGAUGAUUGUGUUCAUGAAUAAUCAUAACUAAAUAAGGAGUUAUAAGCAAAUAUAAAUAAUGAUUAGCAAUGAAAUCCAGGACGCGUGUUUCGUCCUAGUUUUGAAUCAUUAUCUGGCUGUACCUGCAUCUUAUAUUUGAUGUUCACUCCGGGACUCGAACCCAGUAUCGUUUGUUUCAAACCAUUGAAUCCUAAUAGCCACAUGCUUGUGAAUUAAGGCAAUAUACAUAGUAUACACAUAUGUCAAUAAGAGACUGAUCAAUUCCAGUCCUAAACAUCAAUAAGAAGACUCAAACAAACAAUACCAAGUGAAUUUAAAUAAGGAGUUUUUUAUUCAAGAAAUAAGUUAACCAUUGAUAACCUGAUUAUGGAUGAAUUAUAAAUCCAUUAAGACAGUUCUCUUUGUUCUCAUAAGUUCCUGUAUAUUAAUGUCGAUAGUGUAAUAAGAAGAUGAAGAUUAUCAGAAUGUAUUGUAAAGCUAUUUUAGACAAUGAUAUCUAGUAAAUUAUUAGAGAUACCUUCUUGGUAUUCUUCAAGAUUUACAAUGAGUUCAAUUGUAGGUUUUAUUUUUCUAAUUUCAAAUGUUUCUUUUACUUACUUACGCUUACUACCCUUAGAGGAAGAACAUAAGCCGCCCACAAGGAUUCUCCAUCGAGCUUUAUCCCGAGUGAUCCAUUCCAGUUGUUACCAGUGCCUAUUCAUUCUUUUCAUAUCUGCUUUCAAUUCCUGACUCAGUGUGUUCUUUGAUCUUCCUCUUUACCUUUUCCAUCCAGGGUUCGAAUGUUCCUUUUACAAGAGAGAUUAUCAUGUGGUGUGUGUCGUAGAAUAUAGUAUGAUGGAAGACUAGAUUUACUAAUAAUCGUUAAAUAAUGAAACUUCUAAAGAUUAUGUUUUCUUGCAGUUUAUCUUUAUCUUUAAGUUGAUCAUUAGUACGUAUUGGAUGAGAAGUAUCUAAGCUAUAGUUUGAUGUUCUGAUUAGAUACAAUGGGAUCUAAAUAAAACAAAGAUAAUUUAUAUAAUAAUACUAUGUGUCUAUAACCCGUUCUUUCCAGUUGGCUUUGACUUAUACUCUUUGUAUAAGGGAUACAAAUACUAGAGGGAUCCCAAAUCAAAAUAGAUAAACCACCGUUUGAACCCAUCACUUAUUUUUAGUUACCAUUAGACUACUGAGAUCAUUAUCAAUUAUCCAGAAUAAUGAAAAGUACUAAAUUAUAUCUAAUUGUAUUUUGAUUCCUGUGGAGUGAAAAUGAUUCGACAGAGAGUCUUGAUGAGCGACCUAUGCUCCUCCACGAGGACAAAGUACUAUAAUUAAAAUUGGUCUUCCAUUUCUCAACACUCCAAAAAUUCAUCCAUAUUUGUUUCUGAUCUUCUUCAUUAUUCUUUGAAUUUUUCAAGCUCAUAUACCAAUUAGUCCAUCAUAUUCAGAUAAACGUGUUCGAGUUGAAAUUAGUGGAUUAAAUGAACAAAAUCAAAUUAGUGUUACACGUGUUGGAGAUGAUGCAACAUUAAGAUGUCAAGCAAUUGUAGUAGAUACUAGUUCACCUUUAUAUCCAACACAUGGUAUACGUUAUGGAUGGGAAUGGCGUUACACUGAUGAAGAUCCAGUUUCAACUAGUAAUAUUGCAGUAAGCUUAGAAACAAAUGGUGAUCGUUUAGGAUUACGUGGUAUACGUCCACCACCUGGUACUAAAGGACGAAAUGUUAAAGGACGUUGUAUUGUUCAUGUACCAGCACAACAAAUUGAUCCUUCAUUAUCAGUUAGUGAUGAAUUGGUCUAUGGUUCAGAUUUCUUUUCAAUAGAUGUUGCAAGAAAACCAACAACUAUUGAUCCACAGUUAAUUCCGAUCCCAGGAAGAGAAUCAGAUAAUAUUGAAAUAGCUGUCGAUGGAUUGGAUAAUGAAGGUUAUUUAGUUGGCAAUGAAAAAGAAAGCGCCAGUGUUGUAUGUGAAGCUAGAAGUAAGUAGUAAAAACGGCUUUCUAUCACAUUUUACCUUAUCCAAUUCAGAUAAACACACUUCUUACACGUUUAAAGAAAUCAGCUAUGAUAAAUAUCAGAUUGAGUCAUGACUAAGAAAUUUUGAUCGGUGACCGAUAAAUCAAAAAAAGAACACACAGGUUGAGGCACUGAUUAGAAAUGUGUUGAGGAUGUUGGAUCCCUAGAACUCACUUGGAAAAGGUCCUAAUUUUGUAAUUUUCAUUCUGAAGAUUUGAAUUUUAUGUUUUUGCGCUAAGAGACGCAUAGUUAACCUAUAGCUUACGUUCCCCACUCGGAAAUCCCUGACUGUCAAUGGCUGACAGAUUUUUUUUAGUACUCUGUUUUGUGGCUCUCCCAAGGGCGUUUCUAUCAUAGUAUAAAUAAGCUUGAUUUGUGUGCUUAGUGAUCUCAUAUUUUCUGGUUGCUUGUAGAAAACAUUCUUUACGCCUCAUCAAGACUUCUUGAUCGAUCAUCUAGUUAUCAGGGCCUAGGACAACGGAUUAGAAUAGCCUAUCGUGUCACUGUAUCCUUGACCAUCGUUCCGUUUUCCAAGUAAGGUGAGCUCGUAAUAGCAUUCAAGCAUAUCAAAAUGUAGUCAGUUUCUUCUAAUAGCGCGCCUCGCUCAUAAAUUCUAACCUUGACCUUGGAAUAAGAUGUGAGUACAAGUGCGUGAUAUAAUCAAAUGAAAAUUGACAUGAUUUCACGUGAUGCUAAUAAUAGUGCUAUGUCCACUAACUUGAUACUAUUGGAACAGCCCACACUAUUAUUCAACAGUUCCGAACCCUCAAACUAGGAUAUCGAAAAACGCCAUCGAAGAGAGAAAAUUCAACUCUCAAGAGGACUUGUAUUUCCCAGGAAAUACUAUUUCAAUGUGUUAAAAUCAUACCAUGCAUAGUAUUUUACAUGCCAUAGUAAUCAACAAGUACAGAUGUGGAUUACAUGGUAUCGCUAUGUUAUUCAGGUCUUAAUAAUAUUGGUAUGUGUAAGGCUACGAUAACAAUGAUUACCGUGGUAAAGCCAAGAGAUUGCAGUAUUAUUGAUUUGGUUCAAUCCUAAUGUCUUUCAUUUUCCCCUGAUUAAUUGUCAAUAAACUCACCAUGUGAUUGGUUCGGAGUUCACACAUAAUCGAUUCUCAUUACACUGUGUUCUUAGUUGAGAUGAGUCCAAAUUUCAUUCUAUCUCAAUCUGUUCACUUAUUAUAUAUUGUAUAUUCUAAUUUAGAUCGUACCACUAAACAACGAUUAUCAACAGAAGGUUUACGAGCAGAAUAUGAUGUGAUGUAUGGAUGGGAAUUUUCUGAUGUAACUGGUCGUUCAGUAGAUUCUAGUUUAUUCGCUAAUAGUGUAUCAAUGGAUUCAUCAGGAAAUUUACGUUUAAGAGAUUUAGUUGCACCAAAUCGUGGUAAUUUACCAUUUAAAAUUAGAUGUACCGCUGUUGUUAGUAAACGACCAAGUAUACCAGAUGAAAAGCCAUCUUCACCAAAAUUAUAUACAUCAGAUUAUUUUGGAAUGGAUGUAAGACGAAGUGAUGGUACAUCAACAAGAACUGGUGAAGAAGUUGACAGUAAGUUAAUGUAUUUACUAUAUUUACCAUAGUUACCUUUAAUGAUUGAAACACUAUAAAUGUUAUCAGUGUUAUUAUGUGAAUUGAGAUAAGACAAAGAACAACAUAUAAAGGGGAUUUGGUUGAGGUAAAGGUUUACAAUAUACUAUAACUUCAAUUGUGAGCCCAAGUUAAAUACGCCUUUAUUGAUUCUAGUAUUGAUCUCGAUUGGUUCCUCUAUGUAGGAAGGACUUAAAAUAGCUUAUCUGCUUAGAUUAUUCAGAAUUCGAU
Messenger RNA from Schistosoma guineensis, 5889 nucleotides. Lineage: Eukaryota; Metazoa; Platyhelminthes; Trematoda; Strigeidida; Schistosomatidae. The record is from the annotation of a GenBank genome assembly.